Molecule: messenger RNA, 2986 nt
Organism: Lolium perenne
Lineage: Eukaryota; Viridiplantae; Streptophyta; Magnoliopsida; Poales; Poaceae
Product: pseudo histidine-containing phosphotransfer protein 1-like
Biological process (GO): phosphorelay signal transduction system; phosphorylation; cytokinin-activated signaling pathway
Cellular component (GO): cytoplasm; nucleus
Molecular function (GO): histidine phosphotransfer kinase activity; protein histidine kinase binding
Source: RefSeq, a predicted model, not a curated record
AUUUUUUCUAGGAGUAGUCACCUGGUAUAUGUCUUUGGACCAUGUGUAGCUCUAAAUAUAUUGUUAAACUAACUUCUAAUGAGCUAUUCAUAUUAAUAUAUCUGAGAGCACAAUGCUUGAUUUGGUUUUACAAAAAGAAGGUGGUGCCUGAUGAGGUAGUAACUAUGACAUGAGCACUGAGCAUGGCGAACCACGGUCCUGUAGAAUGAAAAAUAUUGCCAGAAGAAUGUUCACUGGACAAAGGGAAAGGGAUGUGCCUGUAGGGAUGGAUAGCAAGACUAUGCUUUGGGAUCUUCUUGGACCCAUCUUGGCGAGGGAUUUUCAAAAAAAAUCAAGUUGCGUAUAUGGAUUUUAUCCUUAUGUAUAUGCAUUCCAUUCAUUUACAGUCAUGUCCAUGGUCGUUCCAGAAUUCGCUUUUUCUUGAGCUAUCCUCUGUAUAGGAUUUCUGGUUAUUUCGAUUUUUUUAAUCCAAUGUCAGAUACUCUUAUCAAGUUGUGAUGUUGACUGGGGGUGAAGAGCAAUCAUAGGAUCAAUCAUUGAAUGAAUCUAUUUUACUCUUGAGAAAAGUUGUCGGUUUUUGCCACGUGGUCCAGUGGCCGAGAGUCUUUGUUCUACAACAAUUGGAAGGAACUAUUGCGUUGUUUCUUUGUCCAGCUUUUCUUUGGCUGAGGCUCAAAGUAAGCAUCUCAUGGACCUGUUCCAAUUCUCCAUCGUUCUCUCAGAUUUUAUCACAACAAUAUGUUUGAACUUUGAGGGGCACAAAAUAUAUCUUGUUCUAUCUUCUCUGCUUUGUCCGAUAACAAUACGACCUUCCACUAUUCGCCACAUAUUUGUUUCCUGACAGAAUAGCUUUUCACUUAAAGGUCACAGUAUUCUACUGUUAUUUACACGCAAAUCAGAUAACCAUUAGCUGAACAAGACACUGAUGUAAGUUAAUCAUAUUUUCGUAUUAUUAGUCGAAUCAGAUUUUUUUUGUUUCAGUUGGCUUGCCCUGCAGGUAUUAAUUGAACUCCAGUUUGAUGUUGAUAGAUACUAAAUGUGAACACUGGUUGCUUUUGUUGUAUGAGUUUGGUACCUAUGGAGAGUUAGAAAAUGCUACCAUCUAGACUUGUCUCAGGUUGUGUGUUAGGCUACUUGGUUGGUAGUAAAUGGAAGUUUAGAGUGUUCUGUCUGUUUUUAUUUUUAUUUUUAUUUUGGAGAAACACAAUACAAACGCAGACGCUCGCACAUGUUGAUACACUCACCCCUAUGCACACCCCUAUGCACGUACACACGCACACCCUGCCCCUCUGAGCACUUCCGAAAGUCUGAGCCAGCGGAUCGGGUCUUGAGAUUGACGAAAUCACCACAGGCGUCUCACUACCGAUGGGAACGUCGUCUCCUACUCAAAGAAUAUACUGCCUUUAUGAGACACACAAGUGUCAAACCCUAGGUUUGAACUCUUGUGGGUUGAGGGUACAACCACCCUCCUAGCCACCCAACCUCAGGUUGGUUUUGAGUGUUCUGUCCGUUGUUACAUGUGCGGUUUAAUCAAUUGUAGGAACACCAGCUGAAUUGAAUUAAACUAUCCCAUGUGUGAUUAAUUUCCUUCUGAACCGAUACUUCUUUUAUCAUCUCAUAGUGGGAAAGAACUAAUUGCACUCGGUACUUCUCCGAUUGUUGGAAUGUGUGUUGGUAUGUCUACUUCUGACUUCUUGGCAAUAGAACAUUAGAUAUUUUAGCAUUUGAGCUGCAAGAUCGUUUGAAAUCCACAUUGUAAUCAAAUGUAUUUACUGCAUUUGGAGGGUCACUAAAACAGGUACCAAGGCUUUAGGUCUGGAUAUGCCAUGUCACUGUACAACAGACGGUGCUUCCAGCUAACAUUUUGUGAUCUGCUUGGAUGAUGAUGUUUGCUGGGAAGAUAGUCCUUAUGCCAUGAAACAGGGAAUCCGCAUAUAUUCAAGUCACUCUCCAAAAUAUGGAUAGCUUUUGCAUACCGUGGCAAUCAAAUCACCUACGCACGCAAGAUACUAAACAUUGCUAUCCAGACUCCAGAGCUCCCACAAGUUAUAUAGGUGCAUUGCGAAGCUUGCUCUAAUCUGUACCAACUUCACUUUGCCACUUAUUCAUCCGUCCAUCCAUAUAAAUGGAUUAUUCUAAUUUGCGACGACAAGCUGCAUCUAUGAAAAAGGGCCUCUUUGAUCAGGGUCACCUUGAUGAGCAAUUUCGUCAGGUGGAGGACUUGCAGGAUGAAGCUAGUCCUAAUUUUGUGGAAGAAGUUGCUGUGUUGUUUUUCAAAGAUUCAGGCAGGCUAAUAUCAAACCUUGAGCAAGCUUUGGAGAAGUACCCCAGAGAUUUCAAUAGGUGGGAUGCAUACAUGCAGCAACUGAAAGGCAGCUGUUCCAGCAUUGGUGCUUCUAGGAUGAAGAGUGAAUGCAUGUCAUUCAAAGAUAACUGUGGGAAAGGAAAUGUUGAAGGUUGCAUGGGGUGUCUCCAGAAAUUGAAGAGGGAGCAUGCGAUCCUGAGGCAGAAACUAGAAUCCUAUUUCCAGCUGCUGCGGCAAGCUGGUCCUACUGGAGCGGCCACCCAUUAGACCUGUCAUGUAAGUACUGGAGGUGCACUAAUUAUGGAGAAAGUACUCCGGAAAUAGGACCCCAACCCUAUAAAAUGCUGGUCCUGCUGGGAGCGUAACUUGGCCAGCAUACAACAGUUGCAGUCUGACGGUACACACUGCGCUUCUACAACAAAUCAACAAUACAUAUGAUGUUCCGCCCUCUGAUAUUCUACUCAUUUAUAAGUAUAUUUAUAGUAAAAAAAUAAAUAAGAAGAGAGGCCUGCUGUGCUGUGGUAAGUACAUGCGUGCAUGAAACAUGGAAUCCAUUUUUCUUGUUUUUCUAAUAAAGGCACAGUUUAUCGAGCACUUGCUCUCUGCAGACCUUCUUUCAUGUCACAUUUAUGUUGUGGCUGUGCCGUGUUUCUUAUUUGUUAAUCAGAAAUAAUGUGUCGG